AUGUCUGGGGGCUCAGAGAGUGAUGACUGUGUAACAGCUAAUGGGAGGGUUCACAUUCCUGAAGUAAGAAAUGAGGAAACACCAGCAGUUGGGAUGCAGUUCGACUCGCUUGACAUCGUUUAUAAUUUCUAUAAUAGAUAUGCAUUCUUGGCUGACUUUGGUAUUCGACUUCAUUCCAACUUUUGGGGGAAAAAUAAGAAAGAGAUUCUAAGGAAAGAAUUUGUAUGUUGCAAACAAGGUGCAUACGGGAAAGAUGAAACUCGGGAGAGAAAAGGACAGCGGGGAAUAAGUAGAUGCAAUUGCAAAGCUAAGAUUGUGGUUGUGAAGACAAAUGGUAGCAAGAAGUAUACCAUAUCUCUUUUUGCAGAGGGACAUAAUCAUAAGAUUACACCCUCAGAAAGAAUGCAUUUAUUGAGAUCACACCGUCGUAUUUCAGAUUCUACAAAAGUACUCACAAGACAGUUGGGUUUGGUUAAUAUUCCCAUUAAUCAGAAGGUAAGUAUUUUCGAGGUGCAAUCCAGAGGAAUGGAUAAAAUCGGUUUUAUCAAAAAAGAUAUCUACAAUCUUGAAUGUAGUGUGAAUGGAAAGCUGAGGAACAACGAUGUUGAACUAGUGACCGAGUAUUUUAUGGCUGAACAGAAAAAUAAAAUGAGGCUUUUUAUUUCAAGAUUAAGGGAGAUCGAUAACAGGUUUAGUCGAUGUUUUUGGGCAGAAGCAACUUCUAGACGGGCGUACGGGUUUUAUGGAGAUGUUGUUGUAUUCGAUACUACAUUCAACACGAAUCGAUACGACUUGACAUUUGCACCAAUGUUGGGAGUUAAUAACCAUAGUCAGACAAUUGUCUUAGCAUGCGCAUUUUUUGAGCAAGGAAACGACUGA
Messenger RNA from Prunus mume (Japanese apricot), 879 nucleotides. Lineage: Eukaryota; Viridiplantae; Streptophyta; Magnoliopsida; Rosales; Rosaceae. The record is from RefSeq and is a predicted model, not a curated record.